AUGUACGCAGCACGCGCAGCAUAUCUCCAAUCAAGAAGUGGGCCAGGAGUAACUCGCCCAUUGCCAAUCACAGGGUCUUCAAGUCAAUGUCGAGACCUAGAUCCACAGUUGCUCGAUGUUAAACGCCGGACGGACCGCCAGUAUGAAGUAGGUGCAAGAGUUCUGGCACUUCGGUCAGGACACAAGUGGCGUGAAUAUGGGAACGCUCAAAUAUACUAA
Messenger RNA from Phycomyces blakesleeanus NRRL 1555(-), 219 nucleotides. RefSeq lists its product as hypothetical. The transcript has 2 exons. The coding region runs from base 1 to 219 and encodes 72 amino acids. The record is from RefSeq and is a predicted model, not a curated record. Lineage: Eukaryota; Fungi; Mucoromycota; Mucoromycetes; Mucorales; Phycomycetaceae.